Echinops telfairi (small Madagascar hedgehog) is the source of this 450-nucleotide messenger RNA. Its product is annotated as ubiquitin-conjugating enzyme E2 L3. The record is from RefSeq and is a predicted model, not a curated record. The transcript has a single exon. Gene Ontology annotation, cellular component: nucleus. Gene Ontology annotation, biological process: protein K11-linked ubiquitination; ubiquitin-dependent protein catabolic process. Bases 7 to 450 code for a protein of 147 amino acids. NCBI's taxonomy places the organism in Eukaryota, Metazoa, Chordata, Mammalia, Afrosoricida, Tenrecidae. Gene Ontology annotation, molecular function: ubiquitin conjugating enzyme activity.
AGGUUGAUGAAGGAGCUUGAAGAACUCCGCAAAUGUAGAAUGAAAAACUUCCCUAACAUCCAGGUUGAUGAAGCUAAUUUAUUGACUUGGCAAAGGCUUAUUGUUCCUGACAACCCUCCAUACGACAAGGGGGCCUUCAGAAUUGAAAUCAACUUUCCAGCAGAGUCCCCCUUCAAACCACCGAAGAUCACCUUUCAAACAAAGAUCUACCACCCGAACAUCGAUGAGAAGGGGCAAGUCUGCCUGCCCGUGAUUAGCGCUGAAAACUGGAAGCCAGCCACCAAAACUGACCAAGUCCUCCAGUCCCUCAUAGCACUGGUCAGCAACCCCCAGCCUGAGCUCCCACUCCGGGCCGACCUAGCCGAAGAAUACUCUAAGGACCGUAAACAAUUCUGUAAGAACGCCGAAGAGUUUACAAAGAAAUACGGGGGGAAGCGACCUGUGGACUAA